Messenger RNA from Penicillium manginii, 510 nucleotides. Its product is annotated as nuclear transport factor 2 family protein. The record is from RefSeq and is a predicted model, not a curated record. The transcript has a single exon. Bases 1 to 510 code for a protein of 169 amino acids. NCBI's taxonomy places the organism in Eukaryota, Fungi, Ascomycota, Eurotiomycetes, Eurotiales, Aspergillaceae.
AUGCUUGACUUCUCCGAGUCUGUUUCUACCAACAACGCAGUGAUGGCAGCCACAUCCGAUCAUGAUCUCAUUCGAAAUACCAUCGCCGGUGUGGCUAUUACAUUUGACGUUAAAAGAUUUGAGGAUCUACGAAACUUUUUCACCGAUGAUUGCGUCGCCGACUACACUAGCUCACUUGGUCUGAUGAAGGGACCAGACGCUGUCAUUGAGGGCUUGAGGAAUGCGAUUGGACAUAUAAGCACUUUUCAUGGCUUGACGACCCAAACUAUACACCUAACUGGCGCGGGUACAGCAGAAGCCACAACCUACUGCGCUGCUGGUCAUUUCUUGGGUGAGAAGUCGUUUCUCGCGGAAGCAAGAUACUUUGACAAGCUUGUGAAAGUGACGGAUGGAAGCCGCACCUCCUGGAAAAUUUCUUACCGCCUGACCACUAUGAUGGGCGUUCCGCGUGGCGAUGUUUCAAUGUUCGAAAUCGAUUUGAAUGAAUGGGCCGACAGCCUGAAGGCCUGA